AUGGAGAAAGAUGUAGACACCACUCGUGAAACUACCCAAAGGAAGAGUAAAGAAAAUGAAAAAGCAUGGAUGGGAAAAACCAGUGGGGAGAACGACCAAGCAGAGAAUUUCAACUACAUUAACAGUUACCUAACGGAAAUAUUCGAGCUGGCAAAAAGUGACGGCUCGGUGUCGUCGAAAGGGGAUGGUAACGUGAAGGGCACUCAGAAAAAAAGUAGCGAACUUGGUAAAACCAUUUCGCGCCUUCACACAAAAAAUAAUAGCUUGAACGCCGAGUGGGAGUUGGACAACACGUACGAGUUUGAGACGAUGGAGAGUGGGAGUUACCCAAAUGGGAUCGUACAGUUGGUAGAAGCGGAAGAAACGGAAGAAGCGGAGGAGGCAGAAGAAGCGGAGGAGGCAGAAGAAGCGGAGGAAGCAGAAGAAGCGGAGGAAGCAGAAGAAGCGGUAGCUGCGGUAGAGGUGGCGGACGCGGGAGAGGACGCAAACGUGGAAGAGGCCUCCGCAGGGGCAUCCUUUAGCAGUGGAGGAUACGCACACGCCUUGAGGCUGAAGAAGGCGCUCACGAGCGUGGACGAACGGGACUACAACAUAUUCGGAAGCAAGUCACUGUUCAACCACUUUGGAUCAUUUAACAGGAAUGGAUACCCAGGAGUCUGGUUGAGGAAGAACGAAGAAAUUUAUAAUGCGCCAAAAGGUAAGAGUUUGCAAAAUGGGGUAAGCAUGAAGAUGGUCGAGGUGAGAGGUGAUCUUCUCAUAGAUGACGUUGUCAGGGGUAGUUGUUCAAUGGAGCGGGGCGGAAACUUCGACAUGUUGGAGGAGGAUACGUUUCAUAUGGGUAGAUCUUCAGGGGAGCAGGAGAGCGACGGAGUUAAUGUGGAUCUCCUGCUAGCGCAGCUGGGCGGUAGUAACGGACACGUCGGAGGGUUAGACACUGCCCAAACGGGAAAUCCACCGGAGCUGAACAAUAAUCUGCUCCAACUUCUUAGCAGCAGCAAUAGGGAGUUCGUUUAUGACUAUAUUAGGAAGUAUCGAGAGAUGGGAGAAUGCGUUGAAGAGGCAGGCGUUGAAGAGGCAGGCGCUGAAGAGGCACGUGUCGGAGAGGUAGGCCUUGAGGAGGCAGCCGUCGAAGGACGCGUGCAAGGGCAAAAUGCCCCCCGUUUUGAUGACUACGCGAAGGGGAAAAGCGUGUGCUUCGACCUCCCCACCCAGGAGAACAGCAUCAUGUUGAGCGAUCACGCCAUCGAGACGUAUGUGAAAAGCGACAGGGGCAACGAAGCAGGUAUUGGUUUCAAAUCGGAAAUCUCAAGAUUGAGCGGGGAGAAUAUUCGUUCGUCUGGCCAAGAAAGAGUCGAAACAAGCGGUGACAACGUAAAUCAGGACAACUGCGUGAAGUACGACCUGGGGGGGAUGGUCCAUCCUGCUCACACGAAUGCAGGGGAGUACAAGAAGGAAGGCUACGAACACACCGAUACGAAUGCCCCAAGUUUGUUUUUCAUCCCCGAAUGGGUUGGAACCGAUCAGGGAGAAAAAUGCAUGCAAGGGGGAGGUCUCGACAAGGGGGACAGUGAAGGGAAGAGAAAUAUCGCCACUCCGCCCAACCACGUGGCAUCUACAGAUGAAUGGGAUGAAAAGACUCCUUCAGUUGGCCCUAAUAUUAAGGAGUGCACCACGUCAGAGCUAUACAAUAAUUUAUUGGAACUACUAAACAAUGGAUCUCACAAUGUCAAGGCGGAAAACAUGAAUCACGAAAUAGUGAUGAACUCUGGGGAAGGCCUCAUUAGUGGCGAAACUGCCGCGUACUACCAUGGGGAUAUUCUCAAACAUGUGACACACGAAGGGGGGAGAGAUUCCCAUCUCGAUGACCACCACAGUGGUGGAAAUAAUGCAUUUACACAUCGGCCCAAUUACGAAGCAGUGCGGAACUAUGCAAAUGGGUUAAGUGGGGUGGACGAUGCUGCAAAGAUGAGGGAAAUGGAAAGAGGAGUUACCAUGGGGAAUAUCAGCAGUGCGACCUUACCAAUGAAGAGCUACUUGAAAUAUCCGACUGCCCCCUUUUCCAUUUUGCAAGAUAAUGCACGGGGUGGCUCUCGAAAUGGAGGACAGUCUACACAUGGCUCACCACACAACGUCGCUAAAAAAAAAAAUAUCAUGUUUGAAGCGUUAAAGAAUAAGAUAGGAUUUCUUCUAGACAACGAGGAUGACGAGGUGCUUCUCAGUGAAUACAUUAUGGACGCUAUAGGUGAUUAUAACCGUAGCAAAUGGGGAAGGGGCGCCAGCGGUAGGGAAAGCUUUCAAGUUGGUCGUACGUCAUUUGGGGAGGAUGCAGGAUUAGUGUAUAACCCAGUCGGGGGAGCGUCUGAGAUUGCCACAGGGAUAGACCUACAAAAUUGCUAUGCUGGACAGAGCACGCAGAAUGGCAUCCUUAAGAGUGAGACGGUUAACUACAAUUUCAGUGGAGUAACUGAACAGCUGAGCGAAGUGGAUCUCCGUGGCCAGCAUCGUCACACCGCCAAUUUGCUGCUGGGGAGGGCCCAUACUGAUACGUAUAAUGAUAGAUAUUCACAAAUGGAUCGCGUCAGAGGUGGAUCCCCGCCUCAGGGUGGAGAGUUGGCGGCGAUCCGUGAGGACAAAUGGAGGGCGGACAACGUCAAUGGUGGCAGCCCGCACGUGAGGAACAGAACCCAAAGGAGCAGCAUCGCCAAUCUGAAAUUGUUCCUAGCGAACAGCUUAAUGGCGAACAACAUCAGUAAUUCGAGGGGCGCGCCGGAUGGAGCUGUAGGCGCCGUUGGUGGUGCAGGGUUAGCGGUGGAGGCGGGCAUCCCCAGCGGGCAAACCAGCGGGAACAUCAGCGGGAACAUCAGCGGGAACGUCAGCGGGAAUAUCAGCGGGAAUAUCAGCGGGAAUAUCAGCGGGAAUAUCAGCGGGCACCACAGCGGGCACACCACUGGGCAGCGUAAUAGCCUUGGCAAGGGCAGCCUCGGCGGCGACUCCGCGUUUGGUCCAAAUGGGGACUAUUCCAUCGAACAGGGAGAUACGAUUCGUGGAUAUCCAAGAACAGCUAACACGGAAGUGGACAACGAAGCGCAGCUCAGAAAAAUAAACGAAAAUUUAUUUUUACUGAGUAGAAGGAAUAGUAGAAGCCUUCGUUGUAGUGAUGUAUCGAGGGUGGAGCAGGAAGGAAGUGCAGCACAGGGUGCUUCUGAGAAUGGUUACGUUGUACCACUACACGGGGGCAACAGUCUGAUGAGAAUCCCCGAAAGUGCAUAUCGUGACGACGGCUUGGCUCCCAAGGGGGGCAACUCUUUCCUGAAAAGGGGCUCAGAAAAUCUGAAGAUGCAUCGGUCAUUUGGUGUCGGAAGUGGUGUCGCAAGUGCUGUCCGAAGUGGUGUCGGAAGUGACGCCUUCAGCUGUGUUGUGGGGUCCUUCGAAAGGGGGCACUUCAUAGACGAGGUGGGGUCGAACUGGUCUAGUUGGAAUUUUAAGGGAAGGGAAAGGGACAUCGAAGAGGCGAAGAGGGAGGGCAUCCUAUUUGGAGGUAGGAGGGGAGACCCAUCUUUGAGCAGCAGAGGGAAGAGCGCGUUCGAAGACAAUGGAAAUAACUCCCUGUGGAAUAGGAACGUUGCCUCGGGCUCGUCGGCUACGCGGGGCAGCUACAGCGGCUUUGUUAACCGCGCGAAUGGAGGCGGUAUCCACGCGGGUCAUCGCGGUGGAUACGCCCCACCCCGCAGCAACAGUAGCAGCGGCAGAAAUAAUAGCGGUAGAAACAACAUCGGUAGAGACAACGGCGGCAGAAACAACAACGGCAGCAUCAACGGCAGCAUCAACGGCAGCAGCAACGGCAGCAGCAACGGUCGAAUGGAUCGGGCCAAGUCACAGGAAAGGCGAGGGAUGCCGUCCAACACAAGGGGAAAGAAAAAAUCGAUAGAAGCGCGUGAUCAACUAUCCACACAAGCCUUAAAGGCAUGUCUAUCGAAAGAGGAUGAGCAGGACUUGGAGCAUCUACUAAAGUCUCUUUACGAUGACAGAAUAAUUCCGCUGAUAAUCAAUUUAAAAGGAAGGGCAGAUGAAUAUAACUUCAGGGAUGUGAUAAAAAACAACAUCAGAAAUGCGUAUGGGUUAUUCCCUGAGAAGUACACAGUGAAGGAGCACCACCCGUCUCCUUCGUCUUCGGCUCCUUCUUCGUCUCCUUCUUCGUCUUCUGCUGACAACUGGUUGGUUCAUUUUGCGCACAGAAAGGUGGAAGAUGAUUAUUUUUUCUCCAUUAACGAUUCAGUAGACAGAUACGAUCCAACCUUAUGGAAUCAAUUUGAGAAAUAUUUACUCGAAAUAGCUAGUUCGGAUGAUCCCCAGCUGUAUUCAUUUACAGGGGGAAGGUAUGGCAUGGCGAAGGAACUGCAAAGAAGGAAGCUCCCAUUUUUUCAGGGGCUCUACUUGGGCCACCUAUGUCAUAUUGUUCACAUCAGUGCCACAAGAAAAAUCAUUGCCUAUGAAAAUAAUUUUAUAAAGCCUAUUUCUCAGUGUAGGAAAUACGAAGAUGCGAAGAUGGGCAUCCUGAACCCACGGGGGGGGAAUGCAAAAAAUUAUAUUGCCUCCAUGGAGGAGUUGAAAUUUUAUCUAGGAGCUAUUCUCAAGUCUCACAAAAGGGGCAUUAACAUUUCUACGUUGAAGGGCAAAAUGAUGAGCAAUUAUAACAAGCGGCUGUGUGAGAGCGUCUUCCACUGCGUAAAGCUGGUGGAGCUGCUACAGAUGGAGGAGCUGCGGGACGUCUGCGUGAUGGACAUGGAGUCCCGCGUGCUGCGCGGUGUGGCUGCGCGGUGA
Plasmodium cynomolgi strain B is the source of this 4821-nucleotide messenger RNA. RefSeq lists its product as hypothetical. Bases 1 to 4821 code for a protein of 1606 amino acids. The record is from RefSeq and is a predicted model, not a curated record. The transcript has a single exon. NCBI's taxonomy places the organism in Eukaryota, Apicomplexa, Aconoidasida, Haemosporida, Plasmodiidae.